UGGUCUGAUAUAGGAGAUCGCCAAUGACAAGAUGGCCACGGAGCAUUAGAGGAAUCUGUCAACUCUAUCAGCUACAGUGAAAUAACAUUUGGUGCUUUCUAUAAUAAUGGGUUUAUCACAAAGCACCGGUGCGUCGGAAGGAGGAACAGAUGGAUACCACGUCCACGGGGUGCAGGAGAAUUCCCCUGCAGAGAAAGCUGGGCUGGAGCCGUUCUUUGACUUCAUCCUCUCUCUGGGAGACCACAGACUGAACCAGGAGAAUGACAUGCUGAAGGACCUUCUGAAGGCUAACGUGGAGAAGGCAGUGAUCAUGGAGGUGUACAGCACAAAGACCAUGAGGCUGAGGGAGGUGGAGGUGGUGCCCAGUAACAUGUGGGGAGGACAGGGCCUGCUGGGGGCGUCUGUCAGGUUCUGUAGCUACCAAGGAGCCAACGAGAACGUCUGGCAUGUACUGGAUGUGGAUGUGAACUCACCAGCGGCGUUGGCCGGCCUUCAGGCCCACAGUGACUUCAUCGUUGGAGCAGACCAGGUGUUGCAGGAUUCGGAGGACUUCUUCUCGCUGAUCGAGGCCCACGAGGGGAAACCUCUGAAACUGCUGAUCUACAACACAGAGACAAACGCCUGCAGAGAGGUGGUGGUCACACCCAACGGGGCCUGGGGAGGAGAGGGGAGUUUGGGUUGCGGAAUCGGAUACGGCUACCUGCAUAGGAUCCCAUCCAUGUUUCCCUCUCUCCCUGAAGAUGACUCCACGCCAGAGAUGCACGCCAAUGGACACCAAGAGGCGUCUCUGAUGGUGGGUCAGUCCGGCCCACGCCUGGGACAGGGGACAGAGAUGACAGACCAAGAUAACAGACUGGAACAGAUCACUCUGCAGAAAGAGGACCGUCCUCCACCUCUACCCAUACAGGGAAUCAUGGAUCCAGGCUUCUCUGAGUCUGAGGUGGCUAUGAUGGCCCCUGACCAAUCAGAAGACAUGGCUGAUCGACUGGACCUGUCCGUCUCGUCCAUCGACAUGACCGGCACCUCUCUGGCCGUGCACGAGGAAAAGGACAGCAACAACAUCUCCGGCAUCGAAGAGCUGGGUGACAGUGAGCUUCCUGAGACGCCACCAGAGAACUGGAUGGAGACUGAACAUCGGGAGUCCCUUAUCAUGCCCACCGAAUCACAAGACCAAGCGUCCGAAUCCGCUGGAUCCCCUGACACAGUUGUGGAGGCUCCAUUCGCCCCUCCUCCUGUCGUUGAGUCCCUCGCCCCUCUUGUUGAUGCUGAAGCUUCUCUCCCGGACCCAGACAUCACCUCUUUCUCCCCCUCCCCUCCCCUGGACCUCCUGCCCCAGGACCAGCUCCUGCUUCAGCCCCAGGUAAGUGACAUCUUGGUGGGGGACUCACUCACUCAGGACGACGUCACAUUGGAUGGAACACCACCAGAGCCAAUGGUAGAGCCUGACGUCAUCAGCUCACUGGAGCAACUCUCUGUGGAGCAGUCUGAAACCGCCGCGGCGGAACGCCACCAUGACCACCACGAGUGUUGCCAUGACCACCACGAGCAUGAGGUCAGCAACCAGGAAGUGGAGGAAGAGUAGGUUUGUGUGUUUCUUUCCCGGGUCUGGCCACUGCCUGAAGAAACACUAGCAGAGAUACUGAGCAGUCAAACAACAUGGGACAUUUUCAGAACACUGGUGAAAAGACCUGGGGUGAUGUAUUGACAUGACACACUAAUAGAACCAGAUAGAAAUGUAAUGAAUUUAACUGACACGCUUCCCCAAUUUUAUAUGGUGACAAUGGAUGUCUGUUCUAUCUGAAUGUGCUGAACAGGCCUCUGGUAUAUGAGUGAUGGCGAGCGUACAGUCUAUGGUAUAUGAGUGAUGGCGAGCGUACAGUCUAUGGUAUGGUCCAAGAGAACGUUGUACAGUUUUUUUUGUUUUUGUUUUGAAUGACUGGUUGGAUGGGUCACGAGGGAGAUCAUGGUAGAAAUGCAUAACAAUUGUAUUUUUGGGUGUAGAAUCCUGUGUUACAAGUUCAGCUUAAUGUUCCGAUUAGCCGUAAGGGUUGCAAUGUUAUGAACAAUUUGUAGUUUGUUUUUCGUGAAAAAAAGAAAUUAUUUUUUUAUUAUGGUUUUGGAUUUCUUAAAAAAACAAAUCAAUUUAAUGGAAUGGCCAUGUGAAAGAUCCAAAGAUAAUUACACACACACAGAUAAAUACAUUCAUUAUAUAUUGUUGAACUACUUUAUAGAAUUCACUACGACAAACCAGUGCUGUAUAAACUUAAAGCAUAGUUGCACUCUUUUUAAUAUUUGAUUUGUGACGACGACAACUUUUUUAUUUUAUUUUGUCCUGUAAUUUGACUAUUCCUGUUGAAAUGCACUACUUGACAUACGAGUGGACCUCAUAGGCCUGGGUCUAAUACAUUCAAAUACUUGAGCCGCGCUUGAUUUAGUUUGCCAGUAGGCUUGCAUGGCCCUCCUUCCAAAUCCCGUCUCGUUGACUCGAACGUGAGAAGCCUGGGCUUCCGAGGUUAGUUUGCCAGGUACCAUGGUACCAUCUCAAAAGUGCAAACUUCAAGCUAAAUUAAGCGCAUCUCAAAUGUUUAAAAAAAAAAACGCCUAUCAUUUGUUCUUAACUGACUUGCCUAGUUAAAUAAAGUUUUAAUAAAUAACCUUCGCACUUCAGCAAACAAAAUGAUUAGAAACCAUGUGAAGGACUUACCAAGACAAACAGACGAGGUAGAAAGGAGUUGGAGCACUCUACGCAAAAGGCUAAAUUUUAAUUUAGGUCACUUUAAUCCAUUGUACAGGAUGAGAACAGGUGAUGUCUUCCUUGGUUACAGUUAUAGAAAUCCAUGUUUCAAAGUUUUUAAAAUAUUUGAAACGGUCGUUGUUUUUAAUGCAUCAAAUAUAGCAAUUGUUGUUAGUUCUAUGUUCACAAAAGAGAGACAUUUUUAAUGUGGGAUCAGGUUGUAGUUUUAGUUCUUAAACUCAAGAAAGUUGAAUCUGUACUUAAGAGGUAGACCUGUUUUCAAUAAGUUCCAGUGCAUUUCUUUGUUAGACAAUAAUAUUUUGUGGAUUUCUGUAGCGUAAAAGGACCAGAUUCAAUCCGAUCGCGUUUGGUCGGCUACGCACCUUUAUAAAAAAAGUCAAUGUUCCUGUGUUCGCAGAGACUGCAUUCAUCAACGCUGUUGGCUCAAUAGUAAAUUACCUUUGAAUGUAAAGCGUGCUAAAUCUCAAAUCUACCGAAUGAUCGGAUGGAAUCCCAGCCUUUGUUGCAGGGCAUUUUAUUUUUAAAGUGUAAUUUUAUGGGUUUCUGAACACCCUAGGUGAAAGGUCAUUAUUUUGUAAACAUACAGUAGGGAAAGUCUCAUUCCUCCAUGUUACCUCUUAUCUGUGUCAUUUUUGAUCUAUGCAAUUGUCAGCCAUGUUUGUAGUUUUUUUAAGCUGUAGGCAACAUACUGUAGCCAUCUGUAAGCUGGAACCACAGACAAUACAGUAUCAGGGUUGAUCAUUUAAAUUCCAUUUAAAUCAGUCAGUUCAGGAAGUACACUGAAAUUUCCAAUUCUCUUAAAUUCUUUCUGAAUUGACUUGACCGCAACCCUGUGCAGUAGCUUCUGAUUUAAAUAGUGACACUACUGUUGUUAGUUUUAAUAUAAAUGUUUUGAGAAAAUGCUUUUCUGUAAGAGAAGGUUAUUUUGGUCUUCUUCUUUUUAUUUAGGCUAGGCACUUAGUUGUGAGAAAUGAGGGGAGGGGAAAUAUUUUAUCAAUGGAUGGAGAGUUUAUUGUUAAUGAGUGCAAAUGAAAUUCUGAUUGUGAAAAAUUGAUUAAUAUUCUCUGCAAAGCUUGUUAUGCUAAAAUGGAGUCGCUUCUAGUCACUGGAACAAAAAAAUAAAAAUGGUCACAAUUA
Messenger RNA from Oncorhynchus masou masou (cherry salmon), 3892 nucleotides. Its product is annotated as Golgi reassembly-stacking protein 1-like. Gene Ontology annotation, biological process: Golgi organization. Lineage: Eukaryota; Metazoa; Chordata; Actinopteri; Salmoniformes; Salmonidae. The record is from RefSeq and is a predicted model, not a curated record. Gene Ontology annotation, cellular component: Golgi apparatus. Bases 107 to 1582 code for a protein of 491 amino acids. The transcript has 9 exons. Gene Ontology annotation, molecular function: protein binding.